Messenger RNA from Durusdinium trenchii, 4224 nucleotides. NCBI's taxonomy places the organism in Eukaryota, Dinophyceae, Suessiales, Symbiodiniaceae. The record is from the annotation of a GenBank genome assembly.
AUGCCAGCUAUGCCAGACCUUUCGGAUUUGACCCUCUUUGAUGAGAAACCAUCUCUCGGGUUGGAAGCUUCAGGGCCAAGGAGUCCUCUAGCUGCCGAAGCUGAAGGGCCAAUUUCAUCUGAAAGUUCACCUGAGGACAGUGAUGGGGAUGAUGGUCUUGUCGAGUUCUUCCCCGAUUCUGCACCCUCACAAGCUAGGAGGCGAAGCUCGGGGCACCUAAAUUUUGUUGAUCAGGUUUCUGAUGGCAUCGGGUCUUACCUUGCUCUUUUCGGCAAGCAGAAGGUGAACAACACAGUCUACAAUCGGUCUGCAGGUUCUGAAUCUGCAAGGUGGAGCAAGUGUCUUGAGAAGUUCUCCAACUGGUUUGGCAAGAGCUUGGCUUUUGUGCCAAGAGCCACGGAGGAUAGUUGUCAGAUCGGUCUGAAGCGGCCAUGUCAGGGACGGUCAUCAGAGAAGCUAGGACCAUGUGUGCCGCCUGCAGACCUGGAGUUUGAACACUUCCCAGGACCAGAUGGUCAGCCCAGGCUGUCUUUCUCUGCAUCGUUUGAGUCCGGCAACCUGACUUUAGCCCAGUGUGAUGGCCCCAACCUUUAUAUCCUGGCAGUGGAUGUUGAUGUCCAUACCGACGGCUAUACGCAGUGGUUCUACUUUGCCGUGCGAGGGGGUAAGGUGGGUAUGGAGGUGACAUUUCGCUUGGUGAACAUGGCCAAGUCCAGCUCUCUUUUUGGUGACAAAGGCAUGCGGCCCGUAGUUUGGAGCGAGAAAUCUGGCAGAGGGUGGGAGCGUGGAGGUAGCCAAGUUAGCUACUCAAAGUCCACUGAUGAGGAUGUCAAGGGAGCAGGUCUAUUGAGCGGGCGGAAAGUGUGGUUCACAUUGUCAUUCAACUACACCUUCGAACACGAUGAGGACACCGUAUUCUUUGCGUACCACUAUCCGUACACGUACAGUCAUCUUCGUGGCUUCCUUGAUUGCUUGGCUGAUCAUCCAUACUCUGGGACACUAUUCAGCAGGAGGGUGCUUUGCUACACCAUAGGAGGUUUGCCUUGCGAAGUGCUUGAUGUGGACGAAGGUUCUUCCAGUUCUCGGCAAGGUGUCGCUGUCAUGACGGCAAGAGUUCAUCCAGGAGAGUCUAAUGCUUCCUGGAUGAUGCACGGCUUCAUUUCUUUUUUGCUCUCCCCAGCGCCUGAAGCGAAAGCACUGCGGCAGGCAUUCAAGUGGCUGAUCGUGCCAAUGUUGAAUCCUGACGGAGUGGUGCGUGGAUGCUAUCGAUGCGGGCUUGCCGGCACAGACUUGAACCGAGUGUACACCAGCCCAAACAAGAUCUUACACCCUGAGAUAUACCACUUGAAGGAAGCCAUGAAGAGUGCUGGCAGCAACGUAGAGCUUUUCAUUGAUCUUCAUGGACACUCAAAGAAGGAAGGCAUUUUCUUUUACGGAGGAAAAACUGAAGACUGGAACCGACAGUGUGACAUCCAGUUGCUGCCGAGGCUUUGCUGCUUGGGCUCUUCCGACUUUAAGUGGAACCAGUGCUCCUUCAAUUUGAACGAAUCCAAGAUGUCCACCGCACGAUUGGUGAGUUUUCUGCAACUCCGAGUUCAGAGAGCAUAUGUAGUGGAGGCCUCUUUUGCAGGGAGUGGAGAAAGCGUGAGGAGAGAUGUUGAGGCCGAGGCCUCAGACACUGAUCCCGGAGAAGAGGGGGAAGCUGUGGAAGGUGCUGCAAUGUUUGAGGGGUCCCAGGGUGUCGUGCAGGAAGCAGCGACCUUGCUCUUGCAACAACUUGGUGCGCUUGACGGCAGAGAAGCCGCUGCGUCCUCUGGCAUUCGAAAGGGCACAAAAGAGGUCCCGCUAUCUGUGCCGAGGAAAUCGCCAGCGAAUUCCAGAAGUCAAAGUGCAGUUGGCAGCCCUAGAGGAUCACCUGUCAACUCCAGCCCACCUGGCAGCUCCAUGGGAAGCCCACCACCAAGCAAGAGCCCAGUGCCAAGCAGAAGGAUAUCCGGAAUUUCUUUGCCAAGACCUUUAAGCCCCUCCAGUGGUCAGAAAGAGGGGCCACACGAGGAGUCCGACGAUGCAUCACAGCCGAGCAAAGCAACGGUGGGAUUGAAGAAGGAGAAGGACAGGCACAGCGUUGAGACAGCUGAAUUUGAUGCGAUGCGGCUGGAACUGGUGGGGCCCAUUGUUGGGAGAGCUAUUUGUGCAGUUUGGCAACUGGAUUUGCUCCCUUCAGAUGAUGCAAAGGAUGACAGUGCUGACGGCCUUUUGGAUGGUACAGAACAGAGGCAAUGGUCGCACCUGCAAUACAGCAAGCUGACAUCUGAAAUGGCACAGAGGGAAUUGGGAAGACUGAAGAGCGGCAAAGUUCGUCGUGAGAAGAAUGACAAUGAUGAUGAUGGGUCGGAUUCCCACCCAAGUGCAGAUGAGAAGCCCGCAACAGAGCUACGCCAGCUCCAAAAGCGCCUGACAAAAAAGUCAAAGAGGCAGAAAACUUUCAAGUUUGCGCCUCCAGAAGAACCUGAAGCGGAAGUGAAGUACAAAAUAGUGGUCGCGUUUGGAAAGGCAAUAAAAGUUCCAAUCAAAGCAGGAGAACAUGGAGCUUCCAGAAAGCACAGUAAGGUGGGGGAAGCAGUGGAGAAGUUUCUCAAGCAUUCAAGUAAUCGAGAGAGGCCAAUGUCAGCAACCCCGAGUGAUGUUUCCAGGCGUGGGCUGAAAGCUCCUGCAGGUAUGCGUGCUGAAGGCUCAAGGAAUGGUAGCCCGCGCAAUUUGGAGAAAGAUGAGAAGGAUGAGAAGAAUGAAACUUUGAGCUUUCAAUUGCAGAAGGCAGAGCAGAAGGCCGACAAAUCAUCAAAGGAUUCGAACAAAUCCAGCUCCAAAAGCUCCAAGCCAAGUUCAAAGGAAAGCGUGCAGCAGAGUGCCAGCCUCUCACGAGAAGAAGCAGAUGGGUACAAAGAUUUGAAGGAAUUUGCAACAUCGCCAAGUUCCCGGCAAAGUUCACACCCAAGCCCUGCAGUAUUCCAGGUUUGGGAUCAACAAGCCGCCAAUAUCGUAGAUUUUGACAGCUGCGUGAGUGCGGUCCAACUCGAUGUGGUUCAUCAAGCUGUUGAUGGCUCUCGAUUGGACGACACUGCUCCCUCAGUUGAUGAAGCUGAUGAAGGUGCAAGAGUUUUGAUCAGCCCUUCGAGAAGGUCAAGCAUGCGAACGAGACGGGAGGAGGCGACGUACAUUGCACAAAAUAUUGUGUAUGGCCCAGGGGUUCCUCCCGCAGCAGGCUCAAGUGCAGGUGGUUCAACCAUCCAGAUCACGCUGCCUCCGUCUGUUGUGGACGAGGAGGCAGAAAGACGGCGCAGCAUACACCAGGUGCGGCCACUUGCCAAAGCUCCUUCAAGCCGCCCGCUUUCGCCGAAGGCUUGUUCGACCACUAGCGAUGUAGUGGAAGCCAAGCUUGCCCAUGUCACGCUGCCAGAAAUCUCCUCAGCACAUCUGGAUUCCAACGUGGCGUUCAGCACAACUUCAGAUGAGACAACUUUUCUAUCCGGAAAAGACAGGCUAGGAUCAGUGCAUCACUGUAGCUUCAAGGAGUGGAUGGAGAGGCAAGAGAACUCAGAGCAGGAUGUACCAGGGCAAAGCUCAAGCCCACCAAAAAUCGCUCCAUUGCGUUCGGCAAGGGUGGUGAGAUUAAAAUCUGGGCCAGUCAGUGUUGGUACCCUUCCUGACGAGCCCUCCUUCGAUGCUCCAAAAGGCAUGGUUGAACACACGGUUGAACACCAGCCGCGGCCUGAGCCAGUGGCCGAGGAAGAGACGAAGUUGGCGCUGAAGAAAGUCUCUGUUAACUUCAAGACUCCACAGUCAGCACCUCCCAGCAGAGUCCCACCACACAAUCGGCAACGCAGAAGCACACCUCAGCCCAAAAUGGGCUCAGCACGCGGCACGCUGCAUUUGAAAUCAGCACCGGGUGAUGGUGGUUCUCCUGCGCCUCUUUCACAUAGGCGCGAUGUGCGGGCCACUUUAGCACCAACAACUCCCUUUUUGCCGUCUUGGUCUUAUCGACUCACAACUGCUUAUCAAUGGUGGUCACUCGCACAGAUGGAGACUAGUGGAAACACAUCUCCACCUUCUGUUGGAAGAUUAAGCUUUCGCCGAUGGCGCAGCUGCUGCUGUCACCUCUGCACCUCUCUUGCUAUUUCGCUGGCAAUUGACAACAGGUGUAGUUCUGGUGACCGCUCAAGUUAG